Messenger RNA from Manduca sexta (tobacco hornworm), 5941 nucleotides. Its product is annotated as zinc finger protein 271. Gene Ontology annotation, biological process: regulation of transcription by RNA polymerase II. The record is from RefSeq and is a predicted model, not a curated record. The coding region runs from base 366 to 3740 and encodes 1124 amino acids. The transcript is spliced from 22 exons. Lineage: Eukaryota; Metazoa; Arthropoda; Insecta; Lepidoptera; Sphingidae. Gene Ontology annotation, molecular function: DNA-binding transcription factor activity; RNA polymerase II cis-regulatory region sequence-specific DNA binding.
AGCACUGUGACCGUGACAAAACUUUCGUUCGUUCGUUGAUGUGUGCAAUGGAAAUGUGUUUUAUCGAAACUUGAUUCUAGUAAUUAUAAAAGCAAAAUUUAUGCAAAUAAGUGUGUAAUUUCAAUCAGUUUAUAUUCAUACAAAAUGUAUAUAAAAUCGUGAUACAAAGAACAACCCUAAAAAGAAUUUUGUUGAAAAUGUUAUUGUGCUCCAAGUUUCAUAAUGGCGGCCCGUCGCGUCCCCCGCGCCUCCAUUUCGAUGACAGUCGAAUUAUGACAAUGCCGAUACGUAAAGUUUAACAAAUGUUGUGUAUUUGUAAAUAAUUACGUGAAAGUUAGUUGUUUACGAUUUAAUAAGGACUGAAUAUGAAUCCAGAACAUCAUAAUAUAAAUACGGGUGGUGGCCAGCCUCCGGGAAGUACAGAGUCUCAGAAUCAAAGAGUUCAAUCCGCACAGCAACAGCAGCAAAAUAAUUUGACGCCCACCACGUCUGCUACUGACCUGCGAGUGAACUCCGCUGCCGUCAACGUUGCUUUGUCUAGCGUCGCAAAAUAUUGGGUGUUUACAAAUUUAUUUCCCGGCCCAAUACCACAAGUUUCCGUUUACGGACUACCUACAGGCACCAGGAUUGAAAAUGGAAAACCAGUCCAGGAUCUGGGACAAGCUCAUGCAAGUAUACUCAAUGGUGAUCCAAACAUAUUAUUAGGACAUCAUGGAGCACAGCCACAAGUUACUGUUUCUGCAUCAGGAGCUCAACAGAUACCUGUGUCGCAAAUUAUAGCUACGCAGUCUGGACAAUCACAUGAAACAUUGGUGGGUCACAGCCAAGCGCAAGAGAUGGCGGCGGCGGGCGGCGCGGCGGGCGCGGCGGUGAGCGCGCCGCACGCGCCGCACUCGGCGCACGCCGCGCACGCGCCGCACGCCACCCACCCGACCCACGCCGCGCACGCGCACCACCAGGUACCCAAUAACCGGGUCGAGUUUGUACAACACCAUAACAUUGAUAUGGGGCAUCAUUCACAACAACAUAAUAUGAUGCAACAACAACUAAUGGCCACAUCGCGACAAGACCAUCCAAAUCAACAAAUUCAAUUAACGGUCAGCGAAGACGGCAUAGUAACGGUAGUGGAGCCCGGCGGUGGUAAAAUGGUGGACAAAGAGGAAUUACAUGAAGCAAUAAAGAUACCGAGUGACCAUGCACUUACCGUACAUCAGUUGCAACAAAUAGUUGGCCAGCAGGUAAUCGACAGCGUGGUCCGCAUCGAGCAGGCGACGGGCGAGCCCGCCAACAUCCUCGUGACGCACAACGCGGACGGCACCACCUCCAUCGAGGCCAGCGCGGCCGAACACGCGCCCCUCGUCAAGGACGAAAACAAACAGCCCAAGAUCGACGCGCAGUUCGCCAUACCCGCAGAGAUCAAAGAUAUCAAGGGCAUCGAUUUGAAGACUGUAGGCGCCAUGGGCAUGGAAGGCGCAGUGGUCAAGAUAUCAGCUGGAGCCUCGGAGCACGACAUGCACGCGAUGUAUAAAGUUAACGUCGAAGAUCUGUCACAACUAUUAGCAUAUCAUGAAGUGUUUGGAAAAUUAAACUCUGAAGGACAACCGCAGCAACAGGCGAAGGUAAUAAGCGAAGUGGAAGUAGAGCCAGGAACGAGCGCCGCCAUGUCAGAACCAGAAUCCUCACCGGGACACCAUUCGUGUGACAUUUGCGGGAAAAUAUUCCAGUUUCGAUAUCAACUGAUUGUACACAGACGGUACCACGGCGAAAGCAAGCCAUUCACGUGUCAAGUGUGUGGCUCCGCGUUCGCGAACCCCGUUGAGUUGUCCAGACACGGAAAAUGCCAUCUUGCCGGUGAUCCAUCAGAAAGACACGCCAAAAGGUUGACACAGGACAAACCAUAUGCAUGCACUGCUUGCCACAAAACAUUCUCAAGGAAAGAACAUCUCGACAAUCAUGUAAGAAGUCACACUGGAGAAACGCCAUACAGAUGUGAGUUCUGUGCGAAAACGUUUACUCGGAAAGAGCAUAUGGUGAACCACGUGCGGAAACACACGGGAGAGACCCCGCACCGCUGCGACAUCUGUAAGAAGAGUUUCACAAGAAAAGAGCACUUUAUGAACCAUGUGAUGUGGCAUACAGGUGAAACGCCGCACCAUUGUCAAAUAUGCGGAAAGAAGUAUACUAGGAAGGAGCAUUUAGUGAACCACAUGAGAUCACACACGAACGAUACACCGUUUCGAUGUGAUCUAUGCGGCAAGUCGUUUACAAGGAAGGAACACUUCAACAAUCACAUAUUGUGGCAUACGGGCGAAACACCUCAUCGUUGCGACUUUUGUUCGAAAACAUUCACACGCAAAGAGCAUCUACUAAAUCACGUGAGACAACACACGGGAGAGUCUCCGCACAGGUGUAAUUUCUGUUCCAAGUCGUUCACGAGGCGAGAGCAUCUCGUGAACCACGUGCGGCAGCACACGGGAGAGACACCCUUCCAGUGCGGAUAUUGCCCGAAAGCUUUCACCAGGAAGGAUCAUCUUGUGAACCACGUGAGACAGCACACAGGCGAGUCGCCACACAAGUGUUCGUUCUGCACGAAGUCGUUCACGCGCAAGGAGCACCUCACGAACCACGUGCGGCAACACACCGGCGAGUCGCCGCACCGCUGCACCUACUGCUCCAAGUCCUUCACACGGAAGGAACAUCUCACCAACCAUAUCAGACAGCACACGGGCGAAACACCACACAAGUGCACGUUCUGCCCGCGGGCCUUCGCGCGCAAGGAACAUCUCAACAACCACAUCCGACAGCACACCGGCGUCACGCCGCACGCCUGCUCCUACUGCAGCAAGACCUUCACCAGAAAGGAACAUCUCGUCAACCACGUCAGACAACAUACGGGCGAGACGCCGUUUAAAUGCACGUACUGCUCAAAGUCAUUCUCACGCAAAGAACACCUAACUAAUCACAUACACCUCCACACAGGAGAGACACCACACAAGUGUCCCUUCUGUACUAAGACAUUCUCAAGGAAGGAGCAUCUUACCAACCAUGUUAGAAUCCACACGGGUGAGUCGCCGCACCGCUGCGAGUUCUGUCAGAAGACAUUCACGCGGAAGGAGCACCUCACGAACCACAUGAAGCAGCACACGGGAGACACGGCGCACGCGUGCAAGAUAUGCUCCAAGCCGUUCACGAGGAAGGAACAUCUUGUUACGCACAUGAGAUCGCACAGUUGUGGAGAGAGGCCCUAUAGUUGUGGAGAAUGCGGCAAGUCGUUCCCGUUGAAAGGCAAUCUAUUAUUCCACGAACGAUCGCACAAUAAGGGCACGAGGCCAUACCGGUGCGACAUCUGUUCCAAGAACUUCUUAUGUAAAGGGCAUUUGGUAUCUCACCGUCGCACGCACGCGGAGGCGGGCGAGAACCCGCCCAGCGGAGACACACCCGCCGAAACCGAAGACUGCACUGACUGCAACAAGUGUGUCAAGAUCGAAGUCGAAGCGCCCGAGAGGAAGCACGAAAUCAGAGCUGCAGUUGAAAAUCGGCCAGCUGAAAACAAUGUAACCCAACCUCAACAAAACAACACAGCUGUUAUGCAAAUAAAUAAUCAAGUUAAUCAGCAGGUCCGAUCAGUGACCGCGACGAGUUCGCAAGGCGUGACCCCCGGCACGUUCACGCACACUGCUAGCACACAGCACCACGCGGGGACGGCCAUAGCACACCACCCCGUCACUGUCAACUACUAGCAUCCGCCCGAACCUGCCAUCGUUGCCUAAUAAAACUUGGCCAUAUUACUACAGACACGAUAACGAUACCGAGUCGAAUGCACAUGAACUAGGGGACACAGAUUUGGAAUGUGACAUGGCAAGAUUUUUUAUUUCAUAUUGGUCACCCAGUUGACCAAUAAGUUGGCCUAUUUCUAGAUUGUGCAUAUAAAUUAACAAUGCAGCACUAUAUAUGACUCGCAUCGCUAAUGUUUCUGUGACGAGGUAACUUGGCAGAGUAUUAUAUUGAAAGUGUGUAUAUAUGGCAUUUGUACUAUAUUCAAGAAUGACUAGCCAAAGUACUGCAAAUAAAAUCCGUAAAUGGAACCUUCAUAUAUUAUGGACAUCACACUCCCGUUUAAACCUGUUUUGUGUUGAAUAUUCUAAGUAUAUUUUGAAAUCAAAGACUAAGAUUUUGAUUUAGAUGUUUAUUUUUUAUUUAGAUCUAGUUAAAUAUUUAGGUUUAAUUGAAAUAAAGUAUAUUAUCAUGCCUAUCGUUAGAUCAAAGAAUACAAGUAGGUGUAGAUAAAGUAUAAAUUGAAUAUUUAGUAUUGUAGAAGUUGGGUUUUUGUAUUAGAGCACGGGCGCCGAGCGGUCAACGCGCGGUAAGCGGUUGUUGCUUGCAUUUUUUAAGUGUUGACGAGCGUUGUCAUUAAAAUACAUACGUGUUGAUUGCCUGACGUCUGAACGACGCUUAAUCAUUUUGGAGUGUGAACCAGUAUUGUGAUAUAACAGGUUCCAUGUACUGCUACAGACAAACUUGAUUACAGUCUAUAUAGUGUACAUCAUAUCCUUAAUCCUUUUAAAAGGGCACCAGAAACAAAACUCUGAUAUUCAAGGCUGUUUUUAGACAUAGAUUAAACAAUCACACAGGCACGGUGAUUACGUAAUUCGCAUUUGUGAUAUUGAAUUCAGACCUUGUCUGUGUGGCACGGAACUAAAUGCAAUAAUCUUCAUAGCUUUCUAGUGGCGGUCAUUUUAUAUUGUAACAUAAUAAAAUAGUGUAAAUAUAAAAAAAAUAUUGUAUAAAAACAACAUUAUUGCUUUUAUGCCUUUUCUAUACAUUUAAGCAAAGGGGGUAAAUUAAGUUUUUUAGUUUGUAGCUUAUUUUUUUUUUAUAUAUAAAAUGGUUGAAAUUCUUUUAGUGCACAUUAUAUUAUACAUUACUGAAAUACUAUGAAAUGCACAUCAAAGUUAACUUAGUUUUAAACGGUUACCAGAUGGUUACUGAUUGACAAAAUAUUAUAAUUAAAUCACUGUACUUUAAGAAGUUGCUAAAACUUUGAUUUAUUAUAAGCAAAUUCUGUUAAAUUGUUACUAAAAUUGCACUGUAGUUACAUUCCUUUUUGACUUUAGUUAUUUGACAAAAAAAUUAUUUGCGUGCGCACUCUUUGUACACAUUAAUUGCGUAUGACAUGAUUAAUGUACAUGUUAAUGUUAAAGAGUUCCUUGUAAUAUAUUUUACGAAAGGAAAUACAUAUUUAUGUUGUCAUAGCUAUUUUUAUAAGAGUAUAUAUUUUAUUUACUUACGAAGCAGGGACCAUAUCAAUGUGUGGAUAAAAGUUAUAAAAACCCUUCUGGCUCCUGUUUAAUGUUGAAAAGUUAAAUUCGUGUUUCAAAUUAUUUGUUGAAUUUUGUGAAUUUUCAUGAGAAAUAUGCAUUGAUAUCUCACUCCUGAGCAUGGUCCAGCUUAGAUAAAAUUAUUCUUUGCCAUGUAUGUACAGUACAAGUGUGAUAAAUCGUUUUUUAAUUAUGUAUAGUCUGAUGAUUUUAGAACUUUGCUUAGUGUGAACCCAUCAGGCUCACAAAGUGAUGUUAUAAUCACUUUCGUGUCGGCUUGUAAGACGACAUAGCUUUGUAUUUUGUUGUAAAUAUAUAUAGUUAUAUCGUAUUUUUAGCGUAAAAAUUGUAUUAAAGUAUAUCAUAGGUGUACCUGCUGGGUAGACAAUGUUAAUGAUGAGGUGGGAUUAAACGAUUCAGAAUCGCCAGUAGUAAGAUUUAUAUUUUAAGGUGCGAUGAAUCAUUGAGAUAAUUUAUUAUCACAGCCAUUUGGUAACUUAUCUACAAUGGUGCCACGCUAACAUAUUUUAUAGUGUAUCUAAAUUUUUAGAUAAAUAGGUACUACUAAAAAGUAAAUUAUGUUCAGUAAUUUGAUAUGAAUGAGAUUAAAAAGUGAAAGAAAU